Messenger RNA from Brenthis ino (lesser marbled fritillary), 2298 nucleotides. Lineage: Eukaryota; Metazoa; Arthropoda; Insecta; Lepidoptera; Nymphalidae. The record is from the annotation of a GenBank genome assembly.
AUGGGCGUGGGCCUGCAGCCGCUUGAGUUCACCGAGUGCCUGGCGGAUAGCCCGCAUUUCCGGGAAAACCUCCAGCGUCAUGAGAAAGAGCUCGAACGUACCAGUCAACAAAUCAAAAGACUCAUCAAAGAGGUCAAGGAUGUCGUUCAGGCUGCUAAACGUCUGGGCACGGCGCAGCUCGCGCUGGCGGCGAGUAUGGAGCAGUUCGAGUUCGCGUGCAUCGGCGCCUCCCUCACCGAGGACGAGCUGGUCAUCGGGCGCUCGCUGCAACAGUUCGCGCAACUCAUACGCACCAUCGAGGACGAGAGGGACCGCAUGGUGGGCCGAGCGCACGAGCAGAUCAUUCAGCCUUUAGAACGAUUCCGCAAAGAACACAUAGGUGCUGUUAAGGAAGGUAAGAAGAAAUUCGACAAGAAGACUGCUAAGUUCUGCCAGAGUCAGGAGCGAACACUCUCACUGUCUACGAAGAAGCCCGAGGCAGUGUUCCAGGAGGCGGACGCGGCGAUGGAUAUGGCUGAGCGCGACUUUUGCCAGGCGUCGCUGGAGUACGUGUUCCAGCUGCAGGCGGUGCAGGAGCGCAAGAAGUUCGAGCUGGUGGAGACGCUGCUGGGUUUCGUGUUCGGCUGGUGGACCUUCCACCACACCGCGCACGACGUGCACGCCGACGCCGAGCCGCUCGUACGCGACCUGCAGCUGCGCAUACAGCGGACGAGAAACAAUUUCGAAGAAACUAGCAAACAAACCGAGUCGCUCAUGAAGAAAAUGAUGGAAGUGAGACAGAUGACUAAAGAAGACGAAGGAACGGAGGAUGGCUCGGGGGGAGUUUCCCGAGCUGGCUACUUGUUUCUGAUGGAAAAAAAGGCGUUCGGCACCACGUGGAGCAAGCAGUACUGCACGUACGAGAAGGCGUCGCGCACGCUCUCGCUCGUGCCCUACAACCAGAUCAACGUGAAGACGGUGGGCGGCGCGGAGGCGGUGGCGCUGCGCGGCGCGCGCGGCGCGGCCGAGGCGGAGCGCCGCUUCUGCUGGGAGGCGCUGCCGGCCGAGCGCGAGCGCGCGCCGCUCACGUUGCAGGCGCUGGGCGAGCGCGAUCGCGCCGCCUGGCUGCGCGCGCUCGACGCGCUCGCCCCGCUCGCGCCGGCCGACGCGCACGACGCGCCGCGACAGGUUAUUAACGGUCGACUCGCUGCAGGUGUCGCUGGCGGAGGGCGGCGCGGGCGCGGAGGGCGACGCGUGGGGGCUAGACGACGCGGGGUUCGCGUUCGUGCGGCGCGUGAUCGCCGUGCUGGAGGCGCGCGGGCUGGAGGAGCAGGGGCUGUACCGCGUGGCGGGCGUGGCGUCCAAGGUGGCACGCCUGGUGGCGCUGGCGCGCGAGCGGCGCCUGCCCGCCGCGCUGGCCGACCCGCUGGAGUGGGACUCGCGCACGCUCACGUCGGCGCUCAAGAGCUACCUGCGCGCGCUUCCCGAGCCACUGCUCACGCGCCGCCUGCACCGCCAGUGGCUGGCCGCUGCCAAGCUGGAGCGCCGCGCCGAGCGCGCCGCCGCGCUGCACGCGCUCGUGCGCGCGCGCUGCCGCCGCGCGCGCGCGACAUGCUGCGCCUCGUGCUGGCGCACCUGGCGCGCGUGGCGGCGCGCUGCGACCGCAACCUCAUGAGCGCCUCCAACCUGGCCGUGUGCUUCGGGCCCACGCUGCUGCGCGCCGAGCACGAGACCGUUGCCUCCAUCUUCGAGCUCAAGUUCUACAACGUGCUGGUGGAGGCGCUGCUCGACAACUUUGACGUGGUGUUCGCGGACGAGCCGCCGGCGGUGCCCGCGCCGCCGCCGCCCGCGCCGCCGCCACCCGCGCCGCACGCGCCGCACGCGCACAACGGAUUGUUAGGAACAUCUCCGUCUUCAAUACCCAUCUCUUCGAGAAAUGACAUCAUAAGCUCGUGCGGCGCCGCCAGCUACUCGCCGCACCACCACCAGCUGCUGCAGCAGUUCACCGCGCACGGACGCGCGGCGCGGUGCAGCAGCAGCUCGGAGUCCGUGUCGAGCCACAGCGCGUCGCCGCCACCGCACGCCGCGCGCGCGCCGCUCGCCGCGCUCGCCGGUCUCCCCCCGCCCCACGCCUUCCCGCCCCGCACCACGCGCGUGCGGACGCUGUACGCGUGUCUGGGCGAGAGCGAGGGCGAGCUGUCGUUCGAGCCCAACCAGAUCAUCACCAACGUGACGAUGUCGGCGGAGCCGGGCUGGCUGCGCGGCACGCUCAACGGCAAGAGCGGCCUCGUGCCGCAGAACUACGUGGAGCCGCUGCCG